CAUGAAAUGGUCGUUCGACCCCAAAUGGGGUCCCGACCCACAGGUUGAGAACCGCUGCCCUAUGGUAAGCUGGGCAGCCAAUAGAUUUUAUAAAUGAAAUAAAUUCUAUAAAUAAAUAAAUUAGCAUUCCCAGGAACAGAAAUGUGUGGUUCUUGAAAGCCAGGAGGAACCGAGACAUUAACCAGGUGGAGUGUUUAUCAGCAUUUGACAAAAUACACAACAAUGACCUCCAAGGCAACCAGGUCUAAAAGCAUAACCAAGUUGGAAAAGUCAACUGUGAGAAUGUCACAAGUUCAUUUGAAUUCACAUGCUUGCUAGAAAUAAAAGGAAAACUGUGUGCUUUGAGGUCAGGACUUUCCCUUGUAUAUAAGUUACUUCUCACACACCCCCUUGAAAACAAUCAGAUUGCUGAUGAUAAGAAAAAACUGCCUUCUCCUGGGAUGUCAGUGGAUCUGUUAAAGCCGCUUUUAUGCUCCUGAGCCCUUUGUGAGGACACGGAACGCUAUCGGAAACAUUUCUGACUUCCUGGAUUGAGGUCACAGGAAAGAAAAGGUAGAUUGAAGGUGAGAAGCGAAGCAGAUCCUGGCCCUGGAAGCUCAGCCGUCCCACGGAAGAAUUGGUGCCACAAAGUUCAUUCUCUCAUCUGAGAACAGGUGGCCAUGUCUGCUGAUCCCUGGCCAGGCUGGAGGCCCUGGAGGAGCCAGCCACAGGAGGAAGAAGAAGACCCGGGACCGAGGACAGGCCCAGGCGCCCGGUUGGGUGAGCCGGGGAAAUACGCCUACGCGGCUCUCUGCGCCAUUUCAUUGGCCUCGUUGUUUCCGGAUCUGGAGGAGAGUGCCUACAGGACAGGAGUGGUGGAGAACCUGGUCCGGUGGCUGGAGCUGUCAGAUGCGGUGAUGCCCUCCAUGCUGGCCUUUGCCGGAGGGCUGGGGGCUGAAGGGACAGAGACCUUCGCUCGGAUUCUUCUGGGCGAGACGCUUCUGAAGGAUCAGCCCGGCGCCAUCAUGCUGGACCUGGUUUCCUUUUCUCUCAAGGAUGGCUACUAUGACGCUCGCAUGCGGGUGCUUCUCUCCCACGUGGCCUGUUUGCUGAGGAUCCCGUUGGCAGAACUGGAAGACGCAGAGGACUAUCUCCUUGAAUGUCUGAAGGAGGAGAAAGAGGCGGAAUCGGAAACGGACGAAGGCAAGCGGAAGAAGAAGGAGAGGAGGAAGAAGCUGAAGCGCUACCUGCUGAUCGGCUUGGCGACGGUCGGAGGAGGGACGGUCAUCGGCCUAACCGGGGGUCUGGCUGCCCCCUUGGUGGGUAUGGGAGCAGCCGCCAUCAUCGGAACUGCUGGAGCCACAGCCUUGGGGUCAGCAGCUGGGAUGGCCAUUAUCGGUUCGCUCUUUGGAGCUGCUGGAGCCGGACUCGUGGGGUACAAGAUGAAAAAGCGCGUAGGGGCCAUAGAAGAAUUUGAAUUCCUUCCCUUAACCGAAGUGAAGCAGCUCCAUAUCACCAUUGCCAUCACCGGCUGGCUUUCUCCUGGGAAAUACGGCAGUUUCACAGCCCCCUGGAGCAGCCUCUUACAGUCCAAGGAGCAGUACUGCUUAGCCUGGGAGUCCAAGUACCUGCUGGAGUUGGGCAGCGCCCUGGACGCCUUGUGGAAUGGACUGGUUAACAUGGUCGCCCAGGAGGCCCUCAAGUACACGGUCUUGGCGGGCAUCGUGACGGCCCUCACCUGGCCUGCUUCACUGCUGGCAGUGGCUGGUGUGAUAGACAACCCCUGGGGUGUGUGUCUCCAUCGCUCCGCUGAGGUCGGAAAACACUUGGCACAGAUACUUCUUAGCCGGCGGCAGGGCAAACGGCCGGUGACGCUGGUUGGGUUCAGUCUCGGCGCUAGAGUGAUCUACUUUUGCCUGCAGGAGAUGGCCAAGGAGAAAGACUGCGAAGGGAUCAUUGAAGACGUGGUGCUGCUGGGGGCCCCGGUAGAAGGCGAUCCCAAAUCCUGGAAACUGAUCACCAAAGUCAUUUCAGGCAAGAUCAUCAACGGCUUCUGCAGGGGAGACUGGCUGUUGAAAUUUGUCUACCGCACGUCAUCCAUUCAGCUGAGCGUGGCAGGGCUGCAGCCCAUCUGCCUGGAUGACCGCCGGAUGGUCAACGUGGAUCUGUCUUCCGUAGUGAACGGUCACCUGGACUACAUGAAGCAGAUGGACACCAUCCUGAAGGCCGUGGGGCUCAAAACACGGCCGGCCCUGCAAGAGCGAGGGGGGCUCCUGGCAGCGCCUUCCGCCCCCAGCGAGGAGGAGGAGAAAGAGGGGAUGUCUCCGGACGGCACCACCCCGGAGGAGCCCAGUGUGCUGGGCAGGCCCGAUGUGGGUGGACCUGCGGAGGGGGAAGACCUCCAGGGAAAUGAAGACUCCUGGUGUUGGGAGCCGGUCUCCGCUCCUGGACAGGCAUGUGAGGUUUCCCCAGCAAAGGAUCAGUCUCCUGAAACUCUGCCCUCUUCCUCUCCCUCUUGAUAUUCCCAGAAUGCUCUCUGUGGACCUUGGGGUGACGGGGAACGUGGGGAGACACCUUUUGCGCGGGUCUGUGUCUUUUUGCCCUGCUGGUCAGUCUCAGACAGACAGGCGGGGGCCCCUGGAAACCUCAAAAGCUGAUGUGAGAGUCGGCAUUCUUUUCUCUUGGAUGUCUGCUAUCCUGCCCCUGGAUACGGAGGCUCUGCUCUUUGCCGCCCCGUCUCCGGCUGCGCCAAAAGCUGUAAAGUCAGCUCUGCAGGUCCCUGACCACAGCUCCCAUUCUCCCCUGGCAGCAGUGGCUAGACAAGGGUGACUUUGUAGUCCAGUUGGGUCUGGGGGGGGGGGAAUGAAGCUCAGAAGGGCUGGCCCCACAGCACAGAGUAUGUUUUUUUUUCCUUUUCUUUUAGAAAAGUUUAGCAAGAUCAUGUUAAGCACUUUUUUGAGGAAAGGGUUAUCUCUCUGCAUUUAGGAGUCCUUGGACCCCCCGCCGGCCCUCCCAAGGCUUGGUCGAGCAGAGCAAAGGAAAGGUAGCCUGCUUCUGAAGAGGGAGGCUCAGUCUGUUGCAUUCACAAAGACACACCCGGCAGGAAAGGGUCUCUUUCAGGGUUCACCAACUGCACCCCUUAAGAAUUUAGAUCCAGUUUGGAAAUUGGUAACAGCCAGCCUUUCACUCCUCGGCUGUUAAAUAUUGAUCGUUUUCCAUUGAUAAGGCUGCGUCCCUUGUGUUUCCAGCUCUCUCUGAGCUUGACCGAAAGGGGAGUGCAGAUCAAAAAUCAGAGCAACUAGACCGGGGGUCUUCAAACGUGGCCCUUUUAUGACUUGUGGACUUCGACUCCCAGAAUUCCUCAGCCAGGCA
Messenger RNA from Crotalus tigris (Tiger rattlesnake), 3351 nucleotides. It is a transcript of the gene TMCO4, whose product is annotated as transmembrane and coiled-coil domains 4. The coding region runs from base 660 to 2498 and encodes 612 amino acids. The record is from RefSeq and is a predicted model, not a curated record. NCBI's taxonomy places the organism in Eukaryota, Metazoa, Chordata, Lepidosauria, Squamata, Viperidae. The transcript is spliced from 14 exons.